AUGCGCAUCGCAUCCAAAAGGCUUCAAAAGGAGCUGGCCGAGCUCCGCUUGAAUGGCCCACCUGUCGGCACGGAGAUCAUCAAGGCGGAUGAUCUUCAGACUUGGGUCUUUUCUGUAGAGGUACUUGGAGAGAGCGUUUACAAAGGGGAGAAGUUUGCGCUGGUGAGUGAGCACGGCGGCGGGCUUGCAUUGCCAUUGACAAGAAGAGAAAGACUUCGAGAGGCUAAACAUACGAGCAUUGGAGGGUGACAGAACGACAGUUCCCGGCGUUGGAGCUAGGCUCAGCCGUUCCUCCGGCUGCCAACGCGCGACUGACGGCCUGGCUGAUCCGACUGCCUAUGCUUUCCCAUUCGCACAUCGCGCAUCUGCAGAGAUUUCGGUUCCCCGACGCUUACCCGAUGGAGAGCCCAGAAGUAGUCUUCUUGACCACAGACGGCUGGUCAGCUCCUGCUGUGAGUGGGCGAGCAGGGACACAUUUGCAGCGUCAUUGGGGCUCUCUGACCUUGGCCGUGUCUGGCGUACUCUAGCAUGGUCACAUCUACACUAACGGUCGUGAGCAUGUGGUUUGCUUCGUUCCACGCGGCUCGCCUGCUGAUCGAUACGCUACCGAUGCAAUCGCUCCCCGCCGUGCUCCGGAACAGACAUCUGCGGUGAGUGGCUUAGUAGUUGUGCCUGACGGUGACCCCUACGCCGUCUCUUGGAGCAUCGUCACUAACACUUUUCAAACCUCUCGCAACAGCCUCGAUUCUGGCCAACGAGUGGUCCCCAGUGCUGCACGCCACCAGUGUGCUCUUGACUAUUCAGUCCAUGCUCGCGUCGUCCAAGAAGUGCGUGCGCACCGUUGAGGCGACAGCCAGACUUUCUCGUUAUCGCUGAACAAGCUUGCCCUGCACUCCUUUUGUUGUGCUUGCAGAAAGGAGCACCCACCCGAUAAUGAUCGAUACGUCAAAAGAGCCCCGAUCUCGCGUGAGUAGAUUGCCAGCACAUGUGUGUGACACCUCUCAUUGACCACUGCACUGCCAUCCGACGCUCUCACGAUGCACAGCCAAGGACACGCAUUGGUGAGUGUGUCGUCCCUGUUCGAUGGUCGAAGGUCGCUUUCUGACGCAUUCGUCCGCUUUCGAGCAGGGCUUUUCACGACGAUGAUGUCUAA
This is a messenger RNA of Ceraceosorus bombacis, 1153 nucleotides long. The record is from the annotation of a GenBank genome assembly. Lineage: Eukaryota; Fungi; Basidiomycota; Exobasidiomycetes; Ceraceosorales; Ceraceosoraceae.